This is a messenger RNA of Leptopilina heterotoma, 924 nucleotides long. RefSeq names its product low density lipoprotein receptor adapter protein 1-like. Lineage: Eukaryota; Metazoa; Arthropoda; Insecta; Hymenoptera; Figitidae. The coding region runs from base 1 to 924 and encodes 307 amino acids. The transcript has 6 exons. The record is from RefSeq and is a predicted model, not a curated record.
AUGAGAACAGAUGGCGGUAAUGAGGAACUAUGCGAGGAAUGGGCUUUGGCAAAUAGUCGAGAAUGUGUUGAGAAAAGCGGUGUCUUGAGUACAGGACACGAGACGAGUGAUGAUGCUUCAGAGGCAAGAUUUACUCUUAAAUAUUUAGGAAGCACCUUGGUGGAGACACCCUCAAGCGAAGAAGCCACUGCUGAAGCCAUAAAAACGAUUAUUACAAUGGCAAAAGUCAGUAGCAAAAAGUUACAGAGGGUUUCUCUGGCUAUCAGUUUAAGAGGAAUCAGAAUGACUGAUCUUGCAACGGAGGAGGAUCAACUCCAAGUCUCCAUUUACAGAAUCUCAUAUUGUUCGGCGGACGCGACUCACGAUCAUGUGUUUGCAUUCAUUGCAACAAAUUUCAAUGAAACAAUGGAGUGUCACGCAUUUUUGUGUCCGAAAAGAAAAAUGGCACAAACUGUGACACUGACUGUUGCCCAGGCAUUUAAUACUGCCUACGAGGCUUGGCAAUUGUCACAAACCGAAUCAAGACUUCAUCAUACAAAGGAUAAAAGUCCAUCGCUCACCGAAAGUAUAAUUGAGUAUGACGACAAGGCAACAAAGGAGAAUAAAUCCAAUGAGAAUCAAAACGAACAAAACAAGCAGAAAGUGAAAAAGAAUAAUUGUAAUGAACAAAAAAAUUUACUCAUUGAUCUCACUAAUGAUGUGAAACCGAAGGAAAACUCAUGGGUUUCGUUUGAGGAUGAGGUGACAUUGUCGGAGAGCAAAAAAAUUGAGAAAAAUAGUCCCACGAAUAAUAUUCCCAUGACAACAUUGAGGCAUCCGGCAUCAUCAACUCCAUCGCAUCACGUUGUACCGAGACCAUCGCCCGGAUUCAAAAUGCAAAAUGCCUGGGGCGAAUCUCGUUCACUAGAUUUAAUGUGCUCGUAG